AUGAAAGUGAAGUCAAAUUCGAACGGUCGAUUAAAGUAUGUAUCAUUCACGGAUCAGAUCGCCAAAGUGAGUGUAGAUAUUGCUCGAUGGCAUUCUUCUAUAACAGCUGUUACUUCGGCGGAAAAUGAAACUUAUUUUAACGAUACAGUUACCAAAUAUCGAGAUUUGGACUACGGCUCAUAUUUUAAAAACUUCUUGAAUGAUAUUCCAUAUUUUGAUGGUGAAUUACGGACAUAUGCACAACUUCUCCAUCGGAAAGAUAUCGUGGCAAAGGCUCUAAUUAAUCAUUUGAAUAUUUCUGAAAGUACCUCAUUGAUCACGUUACUAAAAUUGACAACCGCAUUCGUGCAAGAUAUUAGGGAAGACUUUCGGAGCUACAUAUGGGACUUUAUAGAAGCUACAAUAAGUAUAUUGGAAAGGUCGCACGAGGAUAAAGAAAUUCUCGAGACCGUUUUUUUCACAUUAGCGAAGAUUUUUUGGUUACAACGGCGACAUCUUGUUUGUGAGUUAUAUGAAGUUUUCAGACGUUUCAAACGGAUUUUUUGCUGUAAACGAUCCUAUUUACGCCGAUUUACUGCCGAAGCCCUUGCAUUUUUAUUACGGAAGUCGAGUGUAGUAGGAAAUCUUGUCGUAUUUUUGGCCGAAACAGCAUACAAUGAGAUCAACAACUCAUUACUUAUUGAUGGCAUAUCUCGACUAUAUUUCAAUGCUCUGAAGAUUACCAGAGGACAGUUCCAUAGCGCAUCGCCGCAGCUGUUAUCGGAAAUUUUGCAAGCAUCACUCGAAAUUGAGGAAAAUGGUGUCCGAAAUAUUGCAAUCCAGAUUUUGGUAGAUACGAUACGUCAGUGUAGCAGCUACACAUCAAAGGAAUGUAGUGAAUUGCUUAUGGAUGUUAUUUUGAGACAAUACAAGUCAGCUGUAGUAUCAUUCGACACAGUGAAAAGUUCGGCAUUGGCCAACUUUUUGAAUGCUUGGAUAAGUCAAAAAAUGGGCAGAUCACUGCAUAAGCCAUCGUCUCUAUUUCAAGUUAUAAUAGAUGGUAUGAAAAGUAGAACCGGAAAAGUGGAGAAAGAGACUGUCGAAUUGCUGACCAGUGCUAUCAUGAGGUAUCAUGGCGAAAGUGAAUUACAUGCGUUAAUUACUGCAGCAAUACGCCUACUUAUGAGUGACGAGCAGAGUUGUGAUUUCGAUGUGAUAUUAGAUUUUCUUUACAACAUUUCCGAUAUUCCAUUGUUUGAUAUUUGGAUAAUGCCUAUUGUUGGUGCAUUUAUGUCACGACUGGUUGUACAAGAGAACGCUCAGGUCAUUAACAGAAUUUUUAGAUUCUAUGCAGAUAUAUGUAAUAAACGAAGACCGAUUUGGAAACAUAAAGGGAGACGAAACUGUUUCUUCGACACGUCCAAUCAUUUGGAAGUGCGCAAUCGACUUAUUAAUAUCCUGAAAUCGUCAAAUAACUUCGAUACAGAAAUUGUGGGUUGCUGUUUGAUGGCAUAUCCUUGGUUGUGGACUCAGUCCGAAAAUCCGAAAGAAAUUGCUGCUGUAUUCAGGAUUCUCGUAGCAUCAAUGAGCAGCUUAGGCAACGUUGAUGCUCGUUUAUCACUUCUUGCUGCAAAUGCUUGCUUCCUAUUUGAUCCUAGUUUAUUCAGACAAUUUACUCUCGAUAGUCUGUUGAAGUUUUACAAAAAUAUGGGCAAUAACGAAGCAGCUCUUCGUACUUUGGCUUUGAUACUGCCAUUUGUUGAAGAUUUCGAGAAACUGAAAAAUAUUUCUGCUAUGAGCAAGGUUGCAAAUGAAAUUCUGCCAAUGUUUGGUCAUUGGAGCAGUCAUGUACGGCAAAUCGCUCUGGAAGUUUUGAUUCAUUUUAAUAUUCCAAUGAAUAAUACGAAAAACAACAGCGAAACAACUGUUGAAAUUGAAAGUGUUUUUGAUCUUCUUCUACGAGCUGAAAGAACACCAUGGACUUUGGGAGAAUAUAGGACGCGUUUAAUGAUUCUGCGCCAGUUAGCUUACGGCGCACAUGCAAAACAUAUGCCGCAAGGUUUUGAUAUAGUAAUUGAGACGAUUCCUUUGCGUGUUAUUAUUGGGAAUCUCUAUGAACCAUUUUCAAUUGCAUGGAAGGAAUUAAAAAGUAUUAUCCAAGAUUAUGCUUAUGGAUUAAAUAUUGAUGCAUUCUUCUCAUUGUUCUUGCCUUUUCUUGAUCAUAUGGAGUUAAAGAAUCAGUAUGUUAUAUCUGACGAUAAUGGUAGUUUAAACUGUAGUAUGCUUGACAAAAUGACAGCUAUCGGUGACAAAAGUCCGCAGAAUUACGGAGCUUUUCGAUUGGAGAUGUUCGGGAUUCUCAAUUGCAUAAGUGAUUUAUGCGAACGUCGAACUAAACUGCUCAGUCCUCUCUUCAUUCGUUUUUUCAGAAAUGAAUAUCAACAAGGAAACUUGUCAGAAAGACGAGAAAGCAUCAUAGUGGCUUCAUCCAAUCUUCCUUGUUCUACAGAUAAGGAUGAAUGGAAAGAUGAGUCGAACAACGAUCCAAAACUGUAUGACAGUGAAAAACUCGAAUAUGAACGCAAAAUGAUAGAAGAAGACAAAUGCAUUGGACGAAAAUUGAUUAGGGAUAGCUUGAUUACUCUUCUGGAUUUGUUUGCAAAUUUUACUUCACCAAGAACUAUUUACAUGGCGAAUGAAAUCCGAGAUUUAUACAAUGAGCUUUUGAUAAUUGCUGAUGAAACAGUGCAACAGCGGGCGUUGAAAUGCAUAUUCACCUAUAAUUACAAAUACGUCACGCCAUACAGAGAACAUCUAGAAUGUUUAGUGCAGGAACGAACGUUAAUCACUGCUUUGGUGAAGUUUUCGAUUGACUAUCAUAAUUCCGUGAUUGACAGUAGUCAUCGUGCUGAUGUUAUGCCGAUUAUAUUGAGGCUUCUGUACGGGAAAUGCAAUAUACAUUGUAAGAGAGAUAUAACGGAACGGCGAGCAGCUAUAUUUCGGUUUCUUGCUGGGACCACGUCGGAUGAAUUGGAUUUCUUUUUCAAGCUCCUUUUUGCACCUUUAUUAAAAGUUAUCGGUCAAGAGCAGUCACUAGAAAUAUUUUGCAAGCGAACAGUUUCAACUUUUGAUGCUUCUUCAAUGAUUUCGUUACAAAUUAUCAAAGGGUUUGUUUUUCCUUUCAUAAAAUAA
Molecule: messenger RNA, 3171 nt
Organism: Brugia pahangi
Lineage: Eukaryota; Metazoa; Nematoda; Chromadorea; Rhabditida; Onchocercidae
Source: the annotation of a GenBank genome assembly